AUGUUCGCCGCUCGAUCCUUCGCCCGCGCCGCGCCCCGCCAGGCACUUGCCCGCGCCCCUGCCCGCGCCGGCCGCCGCAACUACAGCUCCGAGAGCCCCAAGCAAUUUGCCGGAUCCGAGGACAACGAGUUCAACCGCGAGCGUGCCCACAUUGCUCAGCACGCUGCUGAGUCUGGCGAGUUCUGGCGCAAGCUGUCGCUCUACGUUGCCAUCCCCUGCAUCAUCGUCGCCAGUGUCAACGCCAAGGUUAGGUGGGAUGCUCACUGGGAGCACGUAGCCCACGAGGAGCACGAGAACCCCCGCUCGGAGAGGCCCGAGUACGCAUACCAGAACAUCCGUACCAAGAACUACUUCUGGGGAGACGGUGACAAGACCCUCUUCUGGAACGACAAGGUCAACUACCACAAGAAGGACGAGUAA
Messenger RNA from Alternaria atra, 420 nucleotides. RefSeq lists its product as uncharacterized. The record is from RefSeq and is a predicted model, not a curated record. Lineage: Eukaryota; Fungi; Ascomycota; Dothideomycetes; Pleosporales; Pleosporaceae. Gene Ontology annotation, molecular function: enzyme regulator activity. Gene Ontology annotation, cellular component: mitochondrial inner membrane. Bases 1 to 420 code for a protein of 139 amino acids. The transcript has 3 exons. Gene Ontology annotation, biological process: mitochondrial electron transport, cytochrome c to oxygen.